AUGCUACGACAUGAGGUCCUCCCCUAUAUCCGCCAGAAGCUCGACACCGAUGGCCUCGGGGAACAGAUGCUCGCUGCGUGUCGCGCCAAGGAGGGAGACAAGGAGCUCUUCGACCCCCCCAAGUACACAACCAUCCUCAUGGGGGCUUUGAUCAUGCGGGCCGGCGGCCAGAUCAGUCCUGCCUCCCUGGAGCAUCUCCGUGCACUGGUCUCACAGGUGACCUGCAACGUGCGCUACGUGUUGCCCUUGGCUGACGAGGCGUUUCGCUCGCCGGGUCGGGCGCAGUUCUUGGCUGCUCUGUACCAUUACCAGGCUGGGGUGCCACGGAGCUUUGAAGUCACGAGCUGCUUCCACUGUGGACAGAUCGAGUCGGAUGUCGGACACGCGCUUCGCAGGUGCGGCAGGUGCAAGGAGGCUUGGUAUUGUGACAAGGACUGUCAACGCGGUCACUGGCGCGACCACAAGCACAGCUGUGUCCCCAUGGACGAGCGUCGUAUGCUUAACGUCUAG
This is a messenger RNA of Aspergillus fijiensis CBS 313.89, 510 nucleotides long. RefSeq names its product zinc finger MYND domain-containing protein. The transcript is spliced from 3 exons. Lineage: Eukaryota; Fungi; Ascomycota; Eurotiomycetes; Eurotiales; Aspergillaceae. The record is from RefSeq and is a predicted model, not a curated record. Bases 1 to 510 code for a protein of 169 amino acids.